UCCGACAUAUCGCUGUGCCCUCUGCACUGCGAAGCUGGUCCUACUGGACCCGGAGCUGAGGAGGGGGCGCGUCCGGCUGCUGGGGUCCUGCGGGGGAGGGGAGUGGAGAUGAGGCCGAUGAUGUCAUGGAUGCUUCGUCUGGCCUGGGGAGCCGUGGAGGCCGGAGGGGGUGCGGCCCGGAUUAUGUCACCUCUUCCCUCUGCGCCCCGCCCCCCGGGGCCACACGCGUUGCUGGGGAGGUGCGGGCGGGAUUUCCCCCACCGCAGAGACCCCAGGGCACAUUCUUAGGAGGACUCGUGUUCGGGGUCUCUAUCUGCGGCUCUGCGGGCUGUGGGCUGUUGGUGAAUGGCGAACUCCCCCCACCCCUCAGCGAGGAGACUCGUGUGUGCGCGCGUGUGUGCUGGUGGGGGGGGCGCUGUCAGCCCCCACAGUCUUGAAACAGGAGCUUCAUCAGAACCAGGAUCUAGGGGAUGAGCCCCCUUCCCUCGUCGCCAAGGGAAGGUAGAUCUCCCCCUCACACAUCCCAAACAAGUUCUGGAGACCUCUGCACCCCCCAAAGAUUUACAGUGCCCCCAAGCUCUUUUCUCCCUUAGUCCUUCUUCCCAGAAGACCUUCCUGAUUUUUCCUGUGCGGAUUCAUUGCCUCUUUGCAUUGCUCGUCACUAGCAAUCCCACACGUAUUUUCUCUGCAUCUUAUUAGUGCCAGAGCCCAGAGACCCCCAGGACUUUGCCAUCUGUGCCCCCCUGGGCACCCACAGGCCAACGCCAGGGAAGCCUCAGAGUGAAAUCUGCCUGCAGUAGCCUGAGCCAAGUACUCCAAGACCUCUUCCUGCCAUGGGCAAUCAGGGAUGCUAUCCUGGGAGCCAGCAUUUGGAUUGGGCCUUGGAGGAUGCAGGAUGGGUACAGAGAUCUGGGAAAAGAUAGUGUAUGGAGUGGAGAGGGGCUCAGGUCAAGGCAAGUAGGAUGGGCAGUGGGAGAGGCCUCUGGGGCCCUGCUGCAAGCUGUGUUCUGGUUCGGGGCUGAGAGGAAUGCCAGGCAUUUUACACAUAGUACAUAUACUUCUUAAGAUUUCUGUAAGGUAAGUGUGAGAACCUGAGGUGAAAUAACCUGAACGCAGUUCCACCCCUAAUUUAUACUUGGAGCUGAAGCUCCAGAUCUCCAUCUAGUCUACGGCGUUUGGUGCUGCUCAUGGAAGAAUUUGGGCAGAGCAGGGACAAGAUCAGCUUUGCCCUUUGGAAAGAAUCCCCUGGCAGUUUCAUGGGGGAGGGCGUGGAGGGGAAGAAAAGCCAGCAAGGAGCUCCCAGCAAGGGUGCUGGCAGGAGGGGCUGCUGAGAUCUUUAGGAGGUGAAUGGUCAGGGUCUGGGACCUCUAAAACCCCAAGGGAAGGCAGAAUGUUCCUAGCUUUGGGAGGACACAGGUAGGGGGCAGCUAGGUGGUCACUCUAGGUCAGAGGGACCUGCCCAUGUAACCCACAGAUAGAGUCCAUUUGGCCACUUUGUGACUGCUACUGCUGUAAAUAAUGUCCCAGGCACUGAGGGUCGAUGAGACAGUGAUAGAGGUAGAGUCGGGCAACAGACUGCCAUCCAGGCUGUUGAGCUGUUGCCAUCAGUCUGCCAUUGCAGACCACACUCACUACCGGGGCCAGUUCAGGAGUCUGACCCAUAGGUGAAGUUCAACUCAGUUUCUGCCUACCAGGGAAAUGUAUGCUCCUCCUUGUCCUGCCAGCUCCCUGCUGGGGUUUUAAGGAACCAAACUUGAAAUAGUCAAGAUGUAAGGAACAUUUUCAUGAGGUUAACCAUGACAGAUUAGAAUUAUGUUAAGAAGCUCUUUGGGGAGUGAGGCUUGAGGUGGAGCUGCUUUGAGCUGGCAGUAAAGGGUUCCCAGGUAAAGCACGAGUAUAAGAGAUUUAGGAGACGGUCUUGGGACCUCAUUUCCACCCAGGACUCUGGGUGUCUGGGCCUGGGUGGGGACCACACACACCCUAGGGAAACAGUGGGGCAGAGUGGCAUAUGACCAGCCCCAAUCUAUAGUCAGAUUCUUCUUUCCUGGAUCUCAGAGAAGGUACCAGUAUUGCUUGUAUCGCACCUUAUAGUGUACAAAGCACCUUCCCAAACAUUAUUAUCUCCUAUCACUGCCAUGAUCAACGCAGUCACUUCUGAGGUUUGCUCAUGCCAAUACCCAGGCCUCUGGCGCAGCCCCCUUGCCUAGAUCUCAGUCUCCUAUUGGAGUCUUCCUUUGGCAUAUCAACAUACUCAGCUUUCUUCCACAUUUAAUUUUAAAUUUAGAAAAAAGCCGUUGGAUCCCAAACCAUUUAUAUCACUGCCUUGGUUUAGCAGGGAACCUCCCAUCUUCCCUCCAGACCCCUCUCCUGUUGUCGGGCUUUGCCUUGUACCACCCGUCUGAACCGUCCUCUCAUAAGCACCAGUGGUGUUUGCACCCCCCAAAUCCAGGGCACAUUCACCAGUCCCAGUUCUACCCAGCCCCUUUUUAAUGACAGAAUUGCACCCACAUUCUUCAAGGCCCCAUCUUGGUCUGUGAGGCCUACCUUUUCCUGGCCUUCUUCUGGGCCCUACACUGCCUCCCAGGCCUCUGGGGCUCCGUUACCCUAACUAGUUGCUUGGCCCCACCCACACUACCCUUAAAUGCUGAUGUUCCAGUCUCUCUAGCCAGGAUGUGAGACAGAGCUUUCUCUGGUCUUCCCCCAGACAUUCUCCUGUGUCAUAUUAAUGUGCCACACCCACCCUGUUGCCCCAGCCCAGAUCCUCUCUCCCCCUCCCCCCAGCCCCAUCUGUAUGAACUUCUGCCAGUUCUUGCUUCCAAAUCCUGCCCAGGCCUUCCCUCUGGUUCCAAGCCUCAGGCCACUCAGCCUCCAUCCUCCCAGUCCUCAGUUGCUCCCUACACUGCACUAGGGAUGAUGAGAAAAGGGGGUCAUGGUUAGGAUGGGAGGGGGAUUUCUGAGCUGAGGGGUAGCCACGUUGGUGUAUGCUAAGAGUGGAAGCAAAGCAGGGACUAGGGUGAGGCCCAGGAGGCAGGCACCUGGGGGACCCACCAAAGUAAAGAGGGCCUCACUCUCCCGGGGUCUGCACUUGCUGAUCCUGCGCGUCUCUUGCGCCUGACAGGACAGAUUGGCCCAGGGAUGUGGGUGGGAAAGUGCUGUUCUCCACCCCUAGGGAGCAGGUGCUGAGAGAGUGGAAUUUCACAAAGGCAGUGCGGGCUGGCUUGGUGGUGGACUUUCAACCACCUGGGGCCGUAGUGCCAGUUGUGGUGGCCAGAAGACACCUGAAGGCCAGUAGUUUUGUCCAGCUCCCCUGGUCUGGGGCCCGAUAGGAUGGACACAACAUUAGAAGUGGGUAUCUGGGUAGAAGACAGUCUGAGAAGUGCCCAAAGGGCUGUGGGAUGCCACCUGGACCCCUUCACCUUGGUAAAGGAAGGCACCCUGCCUGUUUUCUGAUGGGAGUAGAAUGUGAGGGCCUGAAGGGUGCCCCUGCCAGGCUGGAUUAUUCAGAUCUCUGAGGCAGGUGUACCCAGGUGCAGACUUGAGACAAAGGAACCAGGAAGCAGGGCCUCCCUGAGCACAGGUAACCCGAGGCCCUGCUCGCCCUGUUGGCCCUGUUCCUGUGGGCUGGCCUUAGGGGGUGGGGGCGCACACCCAAUGAGGGGCGCCGAGGACUUCGUGGUGUACUGAGAAGGGUCAAGGUCUAAAGGGAGUGGGAAAGGGAGGUAAUCCAGGAAGUCUUCCCGGAGGCAGUGGAUUCUCAGCUGGGGGUAGGGGGGUUGGCUGUUGGUGGAGUUAGGCUGGCGCAGAAUCUUCCCCGGGCUCCGCUGGGUGCGCAGGCCCCGCCCAUCCCCGCCCACCUGUGGGAAAGGCAGGCCUCUAGGGAGGCUCCGCGGGCGCGGGCUGCUAGCGGCAUUGCGUCCUCAGCGGGCUUGGGGGCCUCUGCCGCGGUACCGGCCGCGGGGAGGGGGCCCUCCGUGCUGGGCCCCCCGUGCUGCUCACUUGAGAAGACCUCCAGGAGGGCUCCUUGGUCACUCGCUGCAGCCGCGGUCCCAGGCGGCCGCGGGGACCGAGGCGUGCCCGUGGUGGCCCUGAGGCGCGCUGCGAAAGCAGCUCCUGCCCCUGCCGCCCAAGACUACCAGUCCGAGGCUCGGCACCUUUCGCCUGAGAGCGCCUGGCAUCGUGGCAGCUCCGCAAGUGACCCCCUGGCUUAGUCAUGGCGAAGCUGGAGACACUGCCUGUGCGCGCUGACUCGGGGCGGGAUCCCCUCCUGGCCUUUGCCCCGCGGCCUUCUGAGCUUGGACCCCCUGACCCUCGCCUGGCCAUGGGCAGCGUGGGCAGUGGGGUGGCCCAUGCCCAGGAGUUCGCCAUGAAGAGCGUGGGCACCCGCACAGGGGGUGGGGGCAGCCAGGGCAGUUUUCCUGGCCCCCGAGCUGGUGGCAGUGGGGGCAGCAGGGAGAGGCCAGGCCGCUACCCCUCUGAGGACAAAGCUCUCGCCAACUCCCUCUACCUCAAUGGCGAGCUGCGGGGCAGUGACCACACGGAUGUCUGUGGCAAUGUGGUGGGCAGCAGUGGUGGCAGCAGCAGUAGCGGUGGCAGUGACAAGGCCCCACCACAGUAUCGUGAGCCCAGCCACCCCCCUAAGCUCCUGGCCACCUCUGGCAAGCUAGACCAGUGCUCAGAGCCACUAGUUCGGCCUUCAGCCUUCAAGCCUGUUGUACCCAAGAAUUUCCACUCCAUGCAGAACUUGUGUCCCCCACAGACCAGUGGGACCCCUGAGGGACGACAGGGACCUGGUGGCCUCAAGGGUGGACUGGACAAGUCUCGGACCAUGACCCCAGCGGGUGGGGGUGGGGGCGGCCUCUCAGACUCAGGCCGGAACUCACUCACAAGCCUGCCCACCUACAGCUCUAGCUAUAGCCAGCACCUGGCGCCCCUCAGUGCCUCCACCAGCCACAUCAACCGCAUUGGCACUGCCAGCUACGGUAGUGGCAGUGGCAGUGGUAGCAGCGGUGGUGGGUCAGGCUACCAGGACCUGGCGACCUCUGACAGUGGGCGGGCCUCCAGCAAGAGCGGGUCAUCCUCAUCCAUGGGGCGGCCUAGCCACCUGGGAUCGGGAGAGGGCGGAGGUGGAGGCCUGCCUUUUGCAGCCUGCUCACCACCCUCGCCCAGUGCUCUGAUCCAGGAUCUAGAGGAGCGGCUGUGGGAGAAGGAGCAGGAGGUGGCAGCUCUGCGGCGGAGCUUGGAGCAGAGUGAGGUGGCGGUGGCCCAGGUGCUAGAGGAGCGGCAGAAGGCCUGGGAGCGGGAGCUGGCUGAGCUACGGCAGGGCUGCAGCGGGAAGCUGCAGCAGGUGGCCCGCCGUGCCCAGCGUGCCCAGCAGGGCUUGCAGCUGCAAGUGCUGCGGCUGCAGCAGGACAAGAAGCAGCUGCAGGAGGAGGCAGCCCGGCUGAUGCGACAGCGGGAAGAGCUCGAGGACAAGGUGGCCGCCUGUCAGAAGGAGCAGGCCGACUUUCUGCCCCGGAUGGAGGAAACGAAGUGGGAGGUGUGCCAGAAGGCUGGAGAGAUUUCACUCCUGAAGCAGCAGCUGAAGGACUCGCAGGCCGAUGUGUCCCAGAAGCUGAGUGAGAUUGUGGGGCUGCGCUCCCAGCUGCGGGAGGGCCGGGCCUCGCUGCGGGAGAAAGAGGAGCAGCUGCUCAGCCUAAGGGACUCCUUCAGCAGCAAGCAGGCCAGCCUGGAGCUGGCUGAGGGCGAAUUGCCAGCUCCCUGCCUCAAGCCGGCACUGACCCCUGUGGACCCCACUGAGCCACAGGAUGCUCUGGCCACCUGCGAGAGUGACGAGGCCAAGAUGCGCCGGCAGGCCGGGGUGGCCGCUGCUGCCUCUUUGGUCUCCUUGGAUGGGGAGGUGGAUGCUGGUGGGGAGAGCGGGACAAGGGCCCUGCGGCGGGAGGUGGGGCGCCUGCAGGCCGAGCUUGCCGCUGAGCGGCGAGCUCGGGAGCGCCAGGGGGCCAGUUUCGCGGAGGAGCGCCGCGUGUGGCUGGAGGAGAAGGAGAAGGUCAUCGAGUACCAGAAGCAGCUACAGCUGAGCUACGUGGAGAUGUACCAGCGAAACCAGCAGCUGGAGCGGCGGCUGCGGGAGCGUGGGGCCGCGGGGGGUGCCAGCACACCCACCCCCCAGCAUGGUGAGGAGAAGAAAGCCUGGACCCCCUCCCGCCUGGAGCGCAUUGAAUCUACAGAAAUCUGAUCCCUGACCUGGGCAUUCGGACUUUUGACAAAUGUCCUGUCAAAGGCCAGAGUCCCCAGUAUUCCCUCCCACCAUCUCUUCCCCACCAUUUCCAUAUCCCCAGACCAAAGAGGUUCUCAAAGCAGCUGUGACCAGGUCCCUACCCUCCCUGCUCUGAGUGCCCUCCCAGCUGUACGACUGCCCCUCUGGGCAGUCCACUCCGACCCUCCUCCCAAGGAGGGAAUGGGGAGGGCAGAGCUAGUGGGGCCCAGGUUCCCUUUGUUGGCACUCCCUGUUGGAGAUAGAGGCAGCAGGUCCGCAGUGCCGUGAGGUGGCCCAGCCCCUCAGUGAGUCUGGGCUGCUACUGUUGGUGUGUUCAGUGAUGCUCGCCUCCUAGGCCAUGCAGCCUGAGGGGGCCUGCUUCGGGUCUACUGAAACUGAUAGGCCUCGAGCUCCUGGCCUCUCUCCUUCCUGCAUUAUUCUCCCUCCCUGGGCAGAUUGGCAGGACAAGUGGGAGCAGAUGGCCUGGCUGUGGUUGAGAGGGCUACCUGCCCAGCCCCUCCCCCCAAGGUCUUCCGGGCUCAGGCCUCAGAGCCUAGCUCGGCCCUGAGUGUGUGCCCAUAUGUACGUGUUGGAAGAAGGAGAGGCUGGGGCUGGAGGCUCAGUGCCCAGGAAAGAUUUGCCUUCCUGUGUCUGGGAAGGGUCACCUGGAGGCUUCUAAGCACCCCGAAUCCCCCGACACACACACACCCUCUUUUCUGGCCAGGAUCCAAGGGCAAUAGCCUCAUCCGCCUGGCUGACCCCAUACCCAGGGCCACUAUCUGGUUCUAACUACAGCUAUGAAGUGCUACCUGCCUCUCAGGCACUCCCCUCACCCAGUUCCUGAGGUCAUGAGUGUCUGUGAUGUCGCCCCCACUCCAUUCCCACAACCUCCCGCUUUCAGCUCACUGUCCCAGGCCACCUCUUCCCCCAAACCUCACCUUUUCUUCCAAUAGAAAAUUCUGCUUGAUAUUUGGUGCACUGCCCACUUCUAAGCUCCACCGGCCCCGAGCCUGAGCCUGAGGCCUUUGUUUUGGGGGGUAGGGGGUGGGAGGGCUUGUGAUUGCCUGUGAAGAACAAGGCUGACCUGAGAGGAACACUGACUCUUGGGUUCCCCAGGGCCCUAAGGUAGCUCACUGUUUGCCCAGGGGCGGUCUGGCACGGCCAUCAGUGGGGGUUAGGACAGCCAAUGUGACUUCCUCCUCUGUGGGCCCUCUCAGAGUCCAUCUCCCCAAGAUAGGAAGGGAAAGGCAAAUUUCUAAUUCACCAGCAAUAAAAAUUGGAGGAGGCUUGGCACUUAGUCCUCAUAUUUCUCUUUUCGCUCUCUUCCUCCCAUCCCCAAGAAUAGGUUUGGGGGCAGGGUGGAGAGAGCUGGCAACUACUGUGAGCAAGUCCCCUAACCCCUGACCAGCCUCCUCCCAUGACUGGUGACUGUUCAACAAGCUGUGCGUCCCCCAUGAAAACAGAAGUGUCCCCCUGUGUGGCCUCUUAUCUCUUUGCACAGCCCCUUCCGGUGGCCCUCACCAGGUCUCUGAACUGGGUUGGGGGGCCAUUGUGGCAAUCACUGCCCAUUCUGCUCACCCCUCAGUGCACCUGCCCCAGAACCUGGGCCUGGGCCAAAGGGGCAUGGGGAAGAGAAGGCAUUAGUAGGAAAAAAAAAAAAAAAAAAAAAAAAGGAAAAACAAAAAAUAUGAACAGACUCAGCUUUGGGACUUCCGACCACAAAAGAAAUUAUAUAUAAAUAUAUAUAUAAAUAUAUAUCUCUACCAUAUGUGAUGGAAAGACUUUGUUUUCUUUUCCCAAAGAAAUAAAAUUGAGAAAGCCUC
Messenger RNA from Artibeus jamaicensis (Jamaican fruit-eating bat), 8079 nucleotides. It is a transcript of the gene LZTS3, whose product is annotated as leucine zipper tumor suppressor family member 3. Gene Ontology annotation, biological process: regulation of dendritic spine morphogenesis. Bases 4211 to 6235 code for a protein of 674 amino acids. Lineage: Eukaryota; Metazoa; Chordata; Mammalia; Chiroptera; Phyllostomidae. The transcript is spliced from 4 exons. Gene Ontology annotation, cellular component: dendritic spine. The record is from RefSeq and is a predicted model, not a curated record.